This is a messenger RNA of Daktulosphaira vitifoliae (grape phylloxera), 709 nucleotides long. Its product is annotated as larval cuticle protein A2B-like. Gene Ontology annotation, cellular component: extracellular matrix. The transcript is spliced from 2 exons. The coding region runs from base 191 to 580 and encodes 129 amino acids. NCBI's taxonomy places the organism in Eukaryota, Metazoa, Arthropoda, Insecta, Hemiptera, Phylloxeridae. The record is from RefSeq and is a predicted model, not a curated record.
GUGUGUAAUUGUAAGUUUUCGUAACACUGUUUUUAAUUAGUAGACGCAAUGAGGUGCUCUUUUAGAAACAUAUCUAAAAAACAAUAGUAUGGAAGGGAUUCUAGAUAAAUAUAUACUGGCACAAUAACAUUUCCAGGCAUCAGUUUUGUGUUGAUUUUCAAACCUACAAAAAAAUUGAGUUAUUCUUAAAAUGUCUGUCAAGCUCAUUACAUUAGCUACAAUUUUCGUCAUAGUUACUCAAAUUACAGCGUCGUACAAAUUGGAUUACAAUAAUGUAAAUGAUUACCACGAAGAACAUGCUCAAACCCCUUAUCAUUUUUCAUAUGGUGUGAAGGAUCCUCACACUAAUGAUAUAAAAAGUCAACAUGAAACCAGCGAUGGACACGGAAAUGUCAAAGGAUCGUACAGCCUACUCGAUGCAGAUGGUUCCACUAGAAUAGUUGAAUACACAGCUGACCCUAUCAAUGGAUUCCAAGCUAAAGUAAAGAAAAUCGGUCCUUCUUAUCACCACGACGAAGAAUCUUACCAACAUGAACCUAUAUAUGCAUUUAAAGCAAAAUCACCCUAUAAGCCCUUUUAAUAAGUAUUCUGAAGAAAAGUGACUGCCUAAAGUUGAUUAAUUUUUGUAAUAUUUCUUUAUUUGUUUUAUGAAUACAAUAUUAACCGUUAAAGUUUAUUUUUAUAAUAAUUAAAUAUAUAUAUUUUUUAA